AUGCCAUCUACUUCGAGUGAUGUUCUGGUUGAACGACGACGCCAGCAGAAUAGAGAUGCGCAAAGAAAACGUCGGAAUGCAUUAAAAGCCCAGAUUGUAGAGCUCCAAGCUAGAAAUCUAGAGCUGCAAGCCUUUAAAGAGAAUGCCUUUUCAAUUGCGGCUAACCAACAGACCUUCUUUGGUCAAAGGAACACAUUUACUUCAGAUGUAAGCUGCAGCUUAGGAGGAGGUAGCUUUGAUAGCCCAUGUCACGCAUCGCCGGAUGGUCAGGGUGAGGAUGUGGGUGAAGCAUCAGCAAUGAUACUACGUCCGGAUUAUCCGAAUUUGAAUGCUGCGUUCAUGAGAGGGAUUACCGAGAACCUGCAGCCAAACACACAACUGAUAUCUAGAAGCCAACCGGACAGCAUCCACGGCCACUAUCAUGACGCCGAAGAUACCGUUGCUCAAAAGGUUUCGUCACCACCUGCCUCGGACCCUGUACCUAGAAGCGGUGAAACACCUCUGCCAGCCACGAGCUAUACCGAUGUUACGAGGAGUCCUUUGUCGGGGAAUUAUGAUCUAAGCUUGCAUUUUGGAGACACGUCACUUAGUGACACACUUGAUCUUGCAUCACUUCGCCAACAGUCACCAUCGGAGUCCGGCUCAAGGGCUGGGAUCAUGGAGACUACAGGCAGGCAACGGUCUGGAUCUAGUGGCCCUCGCCCUUGCUUUCGAGACAAGAAGCAGAGCGCCAUGGCUAUAGCGGUAGCCAACCGGCAAGCAGCCGUUGUGCGGCUGCUCCUACGUCAUGGCGUGGAUAUGAAUGCGAGAGAUGAACGGGGACGGACCGCCCUGCACGAUACGGCGGAGACUAAUGACACCGAAAUGAUGCAGUUGCUCUUAGAUUACAAUGCUGACUCGAAUAUUGUUGACAAAUCCGGCAUGAUGCCCAUUGAAAUUGCUGCGUCCCUGGGGAAUAUAGAGGCAGUAGAAGUACUGCUAAGGGAUAAUUCAUAG
Molecule: messenger RNA, 996 nt
Organism: Nannizzia gypsea CBS 118893
Lineage: Eukaryota; Fungi; Ascomycota; Eurotiomycetes; Onygenales; Arthrodermataceae
Exons: 2
Coding region: 1-996 (331 amino acids)
Cellular component (GO): cytoplasm
Molecular function (GO): protein binding
Source: RefSeq, a predicted model, not a curated record